AUGGAGGAUUAUAUAGACAGUAUGGACUUGAAAAAUAGAACAAAGUAUACAGCGAAUCUUCAGUAUGACCAAUUGGACCUCAUUAGAAUAAAAAAAUUUAUUCACGACUCGAACCAUGACGUUGAACAGGGCCAAGGGGAUAAUCUGAAAAACGAUGAACAAGAAUUUUCAUUUAAGAAUAUUAUUGACUCAAACUUUUUAGAUGAAAUAGAUUCAAGUAUUAAACAUUCCACUGAUAAAAUUAAUGUAAUAGACUACGACAGUAAUAAUGUAAACGAUUGGAAUUACAAUGAUCAGCAACACGCAAGCAAACCAAAACUUGCGGAACAAAACGAACCCAUUGAUAACACUAAAUCUGAAUAUAUAUUCAACUUGGAAGCCAGAAAACCAGGUAUCUUUGUUAUAGAACAUGUAAAAAAUCGCGAAACAUACACAAAUACGCCUGAAUACAGGUUUAAUCAGCAAACUCAUAGCAAGCACAAAACUUAUAAACAUGAGUUAGAAGACAUAAACAAACUGGAAUACAUAUAUUUUGAUAAAUCGGAAUCCGAAGAAGAAAUCGAAGACAAUGACAAAAAUAAGCAUAAGCACACUGACAAAGUGGAUUAUAUACAAGUGCCCAUGUAUGAAAUGGAAAAAACACCAUCUAAAGAGAAAACUAAUGUUGAAGGUAAGCAAACGAAGUUCAGAGUGAAACAAGGGAAGUCGGAUCAAUACUCAAACCUCCAAAAAACACGCACUACACUAACACAUAUGAUCCCAAAAAAGGAAAAGAUUCUACAAGGGCGCUACAACGAUACAAGAACAAUAAAUGUUACAAAAUCAGAAAACGUAACACUAAAGUGGACAAAUAUGACGGACGUGGUGGCUGAAAAGGAUCUUAAUAGCACAUGGGACCACCACCAGUUACCACACCCCCAGUUUAAUUUGCCACCUUAUUAUUCUCCUGUGAAAUUAAUGGCUAGCGAGGAUCCAUUUAUACCCAAGCCUCCAGUGUUAGCAAAAAUAUUUCAUUCUGGUACACCACGAUUUGAUUUAUUUUUUCAGAAAGUCGAUAAUAAGAUUUCAUUUUCAUCAGAAUAUAUAUAUAGUAUAAUAUUCAUUAGCGCCGUUACCUCGGUAAUACUUUUUAUUGCGUGUAUGAUAGCAUGGUUUUUUUACUGCAACCAGAAUGCGAUGCAGAGGUCUAUUGAAAAAUACCAAUACCAGGUUAUCCUGAUAGCUGUAUUUGCGUUAUGCAUUAUAAGCAGUAUUGUGGCAAUUAUCGGCUUGUCUCUAAUUCAUACAGGUUUAGAACGUAUGAGGACAAAAACCUUGAACCCAACUGUGAAACAUCUCAAUUACAUCAUAGACAAACUACACUACUUACGCGAACAACUGCAACCCGUGGAUGGUCACAUCGCCGCCUUGCGCGGCGCGAUAUCGUUCUUAGAAAAAUUUGGUUUAUCACUUCAAUACGUCUCAAAUAUUCUUAGCCAAAUCGAGAAUGGCAAGAGUCGUUUUAUUGCUUUAGUCUAUGAUGUUGAAAGUAAAUUCACCAUAAUGAAACAAAAGGCUCAGAUCGGUCUCUCCACUGCUGAUGGGAUCAUAACGGCGAUUGGUGUAAUAAGCUGGUUAAUUAUACUUGUAUUUAUUGUUGGGUUGCUAGUCAUGGAACAGUUUAGGGAACAAAUGGAGGACGAUGAGGUAUUACACCAAGUACGAGUAAUAGUCGGUAAAGUGGCUCUGGGGAUGAUAGCUUUCUGUUGUCUUCUGGCAAUUCUCACGGAAGUGGUUAUGAUUGCUGUGAGUGAUUUCUGCAGCGACCCUGUCGAGUCCGUAAUUAGACAUAAUCCAUACAAAAGCGCUGAGCUGUCUGAUGAUACCAUCAAAAACUUCAUGACUUGCAACUACAAGUACGCCGCCAUUGACAUAGCUGGUAAUCCACAAGUAGCAACCAUGAAAAAUACAAUUGAAUCAGCAAUUGACACCUUUAAAAAAUUGAAUAUUCCAGGUAAUUAUAUGACUGACCUAAAUAGCAUUGAAGAGGCCAUAAAAGAAGCUUUCAAAUUGGCUGAUUUCGCUAAAAAAUGCGGUGAUACAAAAGAAAUUUUCCAGGCAGCAACUGAGAGUAUUUGCCAAUACGGACUGAACGGACUUUUUUACCAUUUUAUGGGCAGUAUCUUAGUUGCAAUCACCAUUGAUGCAGUAUUAAUAAUUUCCUGUGCUUUCGAAUUCAUGUGAUCAUGAUGAGCGAAAACGCAAACAAGAUGUUGUACGCAAGAGCUACAA
Molecule: messenger RNA, 2271 nt
Organism: Hyposmocoma kahamanoa
Lineage: Eukaryota; Metazoa; Arthropoda; Insecta; Lepidoptera; Cosmopterigidae
Exons: 10
Coding region: 1-2223 (740 amino acids)
Cellular component (GO): plasma membrane
Molecular function (GO): volume-sensitive chloride channel activity; intracellularly calcium-gated chloride channel activity
Source: RefSeq, a predicted model, not a curated record